AUGAGUGAUCCGGGUAGCCUAACCAUUCCUUGCCAAUUCGGGAAUUUAGCCACUAGCUAUGCAUUGGCCGAUUCGGGGGCAAGUGUGAAACUCAUGCCAUACUCUUUCUUUAAGAAGCUAAACCUUCCGGAACCGAGACCAAUCCGAAUGGAGAUCCACUUAGCGAACAAGACAGUGACAUUCCCGAGAGGUAUAUGUGAAGAUUUGUUGGUAAAAGUCGAUAAGUUUGUCUUCUCGGCGGAUUUUAUUGUGCUAGAUAUAGAGGAGGACCAUCAAGUGCCAAUGAUCCUCAGAAGACCAUUUUUGAAUACCGCGGGUGCCAUAGUCGACAUACGAGACUCAAAGCAUACCCUUCGGGUGGGAGAAGACUCAGUUAUUUUUGGAAUGGAUCAAGCCAUGAAACACUCGAAGUUUAGUGAUGAUACUACUUUUUCGGUGGAUGUCUUGGAAGAAUUAUUAGAAGAAUGGAUAGAAGACGAAACAAGUGAGCACAUGUUGGCUCUAGAAGAUGAUUUUGAUGCUGAGAGAGAUUUGAAAGAGUUAGAAAGACUUCUCGAAGAAUCAUAA
Lactuca sativa (garden lettuce) is the source of this 567-nucleotide messenger RNA. RefSeq lists its product as uncharacterized. The record is from RefSeq and is a predicted model, not a curated record. NCBI's taxonomy places the organism in Eukaryota, Viridiplantae, Streptophyta, Magnoliopsida, Asterales, Asteraceae.